Messenger RNA from Mercurialis annua (annual mercury), 776 nucleotides. RefSeq names its product NAD(P)H-quinone oxidoreductase subunit 6, chloroplastic. Gene Ontology annotation, molecular function: NADH dehydrogenase (ubiquinone) activity. Bases 155 to 685 code for a protein of 176 amino acids. The record is from RefSeq and is a predicted model, not a curated record. NCBI's taxonomy places the organism in Eukaryota, Viridiplantae, Streptophyta, Magnoliopsida, Malpighiales, Euphorbiaceae. The transcript has a single exon.
AAUGAGAUUCGUACAGUAGCUGUACCUAGAGUAAUUUACACCCCCUAGGGUUUAGGGUCUAUUAUAAUUAUAAAUUAUAAAUAAGUUUUUCCUGGUCAGGUCAAUAAGGUCAUGAAAAAACAAUUCAAUUUUUUUAUCUUUUAUUUUACGUGCAAUGGAUUUACCUGGACUAAUACACGAUUUUCUUUUAUUUUUUCUGGGAUUAGGUCUUAUAUUAGGAGGUCUGGGGGUGGUAUUACUUACCAACCCAAUUUUUUCUGCCUUUUCGUUGGGAUUGAUUCUUGUUUGUAUAUCUUUAUUCUAUAUUUUAUCAAAUUCUCAUUUUGUAGCUGCUGCACAGCUCCUUAUUUAUGUGGGAGCCAUAAAUGUUUUAAUUCUAUUUGCCGUGAUGUUCAUGAAUGGUUCAGAAUAUUACAAAGAUUUUAAUCUUUUUACUGUUGGAAACGGAGUUACUUCCUUAGUUUGUACAACUAUUUUUGUUUCACUAAUUACUAUUAUUCCAGAUACGUCAUGGUAUGGGAUUAUUUGGACUACAAAAAAAAAUCAGAUUAUAGAACAAGAUUUAAUAAGUAAUGGUCAACAAAUUGGAAUUCAUUUAUCAACAGAUUUUAUUAUUCCAUUUGAAUUCAUUUCCUUAAUUCUUUUAGUUGCUUUGAUAGGUGCGAUUGUUGUGCCUCGGCAGUAAUAAAUCUUUAGAAUUAGUAACCCCCAUCUAUUUGUUCUAUGUUAUCACAUUUAUUUUCUUUCAAUUCUAUUCUAUUUAAUACUUUCAAUUC